AUGGAAGAAUCAAUCGCAAUAGAAGAUGCAAAAUCGACGGUAAUUAAAAAAAAUAAUAUUUGUUCAUGGGUUCAACGUAUUGUUAAUAUUGAUGAUGUACCAAAUCAAAAACAUUAUUAUGUCGUAUUCAUCAUUAGCACAAGUACUUUACAGAUAUUUAUUCAUCUCUUAACAUAUAUCAACAUUAUUUGGAAAGGUGAACGUUUUUGGUUUACUUUAUCUUGUCUUUUCAUGUUUUUUGUGCCAUGUAUGCGACCAACUCGUGAUUAUACAUUUAAACAAAUAUGUUUCUCUUUCAUGUAUCCACAUCAACUAUGGAGAUUUUUUUCUGGUGCGCUAUUUCAUAUGGUUUGGUAUCAUCUACUAACCAAUAUUACUAAACAACUUCUUUAUGGAAUUCUACUAGAACGUAAAUAUGGUUCAGUUCGUGUGGCUAUUUUAUAUUGGCUUUCAAAUCUCAGUGCUAGUUUAAGUUUCAUGCUAAAAAAUGGAAAAAGAGCUGGUAUGGGCGCUUCUGGUUCUAUUUAUGGUCUAAUGAUAUUCUUGGUUAUGGAUCGACUUGUUGCUUUACAAGAAAAGACCGAACGUCGUUUGUUCAUACUUUUGCAAAUAUUCUUACUGGUGAUACUUCCUAAUGUCCCAACUAUGAUUGUAUUUAGUAUUCUGGAGCUUCCAGUAGGACAUUCAGCUCAUUUUGGUGGUGGUUUAGUAGGUUUUUUACUCAGUGUUGGUAUACUAGGUUGUCCUUUGCCAUGGAUUAAUCGCCAGUGGCGCUAUGGAAUAAUAUAUAAAUACAUAGCAUUUUCUUUACUCUUUAUUUAUUUUCUUAUAACUUUAACUAUCUUUUUCGUAAAUGACGCUUCUAUUCUCUUCUAA
Molecule: messenger RNA, 876 nt
Organism: Adineta steineri
Lineage: Eukaryota; Metazoa; Rotifera; Eurotatoria; Adinetida; Adinetidae
Source: the annotation of a GenBank genome assembly